CUUCACGUUGUGGUCUCACGAAUGUCCGGCUCACUAGUUUUUGAAUCAAAAGGUGCAUCCAAAACUCGAGACAGCGUAUUCAUUUUUCAUCAUACUACAAUAUUUUAGCUUGCGAUGGCUUCUUUCAUAGAGACUCUCCUGGUUGGCAGUUCGCUUUUCCGGGCUUUAGCCGUUUUCUGCCUUCCCACUUUCAUAUUUCUUGUCGUUUUCUUUUACCGGAAUGAUCCAACAAGAGCUUUAUAUCCUACAUUGAAUGACCGGGGCCCAUUUGAGUUCUCCGACGUGCGCUCGAAGAAGAAUUUCGUUCUCAGAGGCCGUCAACUACUCCGUGAGGGCCUCGACAAGUUUGGUGGCAGGCCGUUCAGAAUCCUUACUGAUCAUGGUCCUACCGUAAUAUUGCCCCCUUCGUAUAUACAGGAGCUCCGCAACCUCGACAAUCUUAGUCACGUUCGGGCUAUUGCUCAAAUUGUCGAUGCCAAGGCUCCAGGUUUUGAGGCAUUCUACGAGCUGGCCUACGGGGGGAAUAUAAUUCAGGACGUCGUCAAAGCAAAGAUCACACCAGCACUGAAUUUCGUAUCGGCACCGCUCUCUGUUGAGACGUCUAUGACUCUCGAGCAUUAUUUCACCAACAAGAAAGAAUGGCAUGCUAUCCCUUUACAUUCGGUUCUCCUCCAGGCUGUAGCCCGCGUAUCUUCCCGCCUAUUCCUCGGCGACGAGCUCUGUCGCGAUCCAGAUUGGCUUCGCAUCACUACCACAUAUACCCACCAUAUAACGAAGGCGGCACUCGAACUAAAGCGUUGGCCGGCGUUCUUACGGCCAGUUGUCAUUCGAAUUCUCCCGCAUGGCCGCGCACUGAUCGGUCUGGUCCACGAAGCUGAAAGAGUGAUGGGAGACGUACUCCAGAAGCGUCAGGCGCUUAAGGCUGUCGGAGAAUCGCCCGAGUAUACGGAUUCCAUCGAGUGGUUCGAUCAGGUCGCCAACAGCCGCAGGUAUAAUCCUGUUCAUGUGCAGCUGACCUUAUCUUUUGUUGCCAUUCACACAACCGCCGAUUUGCUUACUCAAGUCAUGUUUGACCUUGCCCAGCAUCCCGAGUACAUUGAGCCUCUGCGGCAAGAAGCUAUCAAAGUUCUUGGAGAGCAAGGAUGGAGGAAGCAAUCCCUGUAUAAUCUUAAGUUAAUGGAUAGUGUCUUGAAAGAAGUUCAGAGACUGAGGCCGAUCAACGAUACGUCUCUCCAACGACUAGCUUUGAAGGAUGUUACGCUUGCGGACGGCAUGAAGCUUCCUCGCGGCACUCUGCUAGCCGUUGCCUCAACACGCCACUGGGACCCUAAGGUCUACCAUGAGCCCGAAAGGUUUGACGGAUAUCGUUUUUACAAACUUCGAGAGGAAAAGGGCAGAGAAAAUACUUCACAGUUUGUCUCGACCAGCCAGGACCAUCUUGGUUUCGGACACGGUGAGCAUGCGUGCCCCGGCCGCUUCUUUGCCUCCAACGAGAUUAAGAUCAUAUUGUGUCAUAUUCUCUUGAAGUACGACUGGAGGUUGAUCAAAGGUGAAGAGCCAGAGAUCAUCGUCCAUGGUUUCAAUUUGAUUGCGGAUCCCAAGACAAGGCUCGAGAUCCGCAGACGAGAGGAAGAAAUGAUUAUUGACAAUCUGUAAAGGGAUGAACGCUCUGGUGCCUCUAGCCCUAGUAGUGAAGACAACUGUAUACAUGAAAAGGACUUGGACUACGACCUCGUCGCCCAGCUCAGGCCGGAGGAACCACAUAAGAAGCUAAGACGGGC
This is a messenger RNA of Truncatella angustata, 1781 nucleotides long. Its product is annotated as cytochrome P450. Gene Ontology annotation, molecular function: heme binding; iron ion binding; monooxygenase activity. The record is from RefSeq and is a predicted model, not a curated record. Bases 115 to 1656 code for a protein of 513 amino acids. NCBI's taxonomy places the organism in Eukaryota, Fungi, Ascomycota, Sordariomycetes, Amphisphaeriales, Sporocadaceae. The transcript is spliced from 5 exons.